UUGCCUCUCACACGAGUGCUGCAAAGACACGCACACGUGUGGACCAUAGCUUUAAAGAAAGUGAUGGCGGUACAGCUGAGCCCUGCUUGGGUUUCUGCUUCUAGCUUUCUUUGUUCUCUCUCUCCCUCUCUCUAUCUCUCUCUCCCCUUGUCUAUCUUCCAAUUUCGUUGGAAGUGAAGGCAUGGCGAGUGGAUGGUAUGCGGACUCUUCCUCUUCUUCCUCAUCCAAAGAAGUCUCCUCACUCUUUGCGGGACCAACCUCUUCGUUGGAGAGCUGUCACUACGGCAGGAGCUCGAAGCGCACCUGUCGCACCUUCCCCUUCAUGGAGAGCUGCCUCGGCUUUCAGGAAAACCCUCAAGAGAACACCGAAGUGGCUCACGUCGUCGGAGAAGAUAACCCAGAUGGAGGGAAGACCUGCGCCAGAGGCCACUGGAGGCCAACUGAAGACUCUAAGCUCAGGAGACUGGUCGAACUCUACGGCCCGCAGAACUGGAAGCUCAUAGCAGAAAAUCUCAAGGGCAGAUCAGGGAAGAGCUGCAGGCUGAGAUGGUUCAACCAGUUGGAUCCAAAGAUCAACAGGAGGCCUUUCACCGAACAGGAAGAGGAGAAGCUGAUGACGGCUCACAGAUUGCAUGGGAACAAGUGGGCUACGAUAGCGAGGCUUUUCCCUGGUAGAACUGACAACGCAGUGAAGAACCAGUGGCACGUCAUCAUGGCCAGGAAGUACAGGGAGCAAGCCGUCGCUCACCGGAGGAAAAAGCUCGGCCAACACCUCCACCGGAGACUUGGGGAAGCUGCAGCAGCCCGUCAUCAUUUCUUUCCUUCCAUUGGCUUGCAUCGCGUGGCACACAGUGGGGAAGAUGCAGUCUCAGGAACUCCCUUUGAUUUCUUCUCCGAAGACAAGAAGGAUCAAGAGAAGAAGAGCUUCAAUAGCAACAAGACUCCGAUCAGCUUGGCAAUCCAACGAUCAAGUCAUGCAACCCAUGUUUCUGUCAAUGGUAGGCCAUUUGAAGGGAACAAAGAGAGCAGCCACCUCGAUGCCGCGGUCUCACCAGCUCUCAUAGAUUUCCUUGGAGUGGGAGCUCCAUGAGAAAGAUGUCAGCACCGAGGAAACGAAACCAUGGGAGCAGAAGCCAUUGAUUCGUCUGUGUACCUUGAGCACUCAGAGCAGUGUCAAAGAUCAAAACACUUGUAGCCAUAUUUGGUUGGAGACUCUUGCCUUCUUGCU
Molecule: messenger RNA, 1228 nt
Organism: Musa acuminata AAA Group (dessert banana)
Lineage: Eukaryota; Viridiplantae; Streptophyta; Magnoliopsida; Zingiberales; Musaceae
Product: transcription factor MYB56-like
Exons: 3
Coding region: 182-1090 (302 amino acids)
Biological process (GO): regulation of DNA-templated transcription
Cellular component (GO): nucleus
Molecular function (GO): DNA-binding transcription factor activity, RNA polymerase II-specific; RNA polymerase II cis-regulatory region sequence-specific DNA binding
Source: RefSeq, a predicted model, not a curated record